Messenger RNA from Rotaria socialis, 6699 nucleotides. NCBI's taxonomy places the organism in Eukaryota, Metazoa, Rotifera, Eurotatoria, Philodinida, Philodinidae. The record is from the annotation of a GenBank genome assembly.
AUGGAUAAUUCAAAAUCAUAUCUUACAUAUCAACCGACUGAAAUUAUUCAUCCAAAAACGAAAGCUUUGAUUAAAAAAACUCGAAGAAAACAAACAUUACGUCGAAUUGGUGCUCGAUGUUUACCGUCAUUAGCGACGAAUACAGUUAAAAUGGUUGUUGCAACACUACAAAUAGGUUCAACAACGAACGAAGAAAUUCUCGACGACAACGACGACGACGACGAUGAUGAUGUUGAUAAUGAUGAUGAUGAAACAUUUCCCAUUGGACAACAAGUUCAAGCACACAUUCCAGAUAUUGUUCUGAAUAAUUUAAAUGAUUUAAUCGAUCAAAAAGGAAAUAUUUUAAUACCCAGUGAACAUAAAUAUAAUAAAAUAACAUUACUAUUUCUUGAUGUGUCCGGUUUUACAUCAUUAACAGAACAAUAUUCAAAUGAUGCGCAUCUUGGUAUUGAUCAAUUGACGCAUACAUUAAACUCUUAUUUUGAUACACUUGUUUCACAAAUUUUAUUAUACAAUGGUGAUAUAUAUAAAUUUGCUGGUGACGCUAUACUUGCAGUAUGGGCGAAUGAGUUCAAUGGGACAGAACAAGCAUUGAAAUGUGCCUUAUAUUUACAAGAAAAAUGUGGCUCAUACGAAACAGAUGUUGGAGUUGUAUUACGUCUUAAAAUAGCAAUUGCAUACGGGCCUGUACGUGCACUAUUUAUAGGCACAGAUGAAUUUAAACAUUACAUAUUAGCCGGUGAUUGUGUGAAAGAUGUAAAUAUUUGUGAGCAACUAUGUGAGCCCGGAGAUAUCAUCAUAACGAACGCAGUGUAUGAACACGUGCGAUCACUAAAAUUAAAUUGUGAAUAUCUAUCGAUUAACGAUGAUAUCAAUCGGGAACAAGCACAUAUUGCUGUUAAAUAUUGUGGAGCAGUCGAUGAUAAUCAUGAGCUAACGAAAAUAAGUGAUAAACUGAAUAUUUCAAAUCAAGAAAUAUCUAAACAAGAUAAAAUUGAAAAUCAUCGAACAUCUUCUCCCGUUAGUGAUACGAUCGAUGAAGAACUUUACAAUAAAAUCGAUAGUUUAAUGAAAUCAUUUUUACUUCGUUGUGUCUAUCAACAUAUUGAACGUCAACAAUCAUUAGAAUAUUUAUCUGAAUUACGUCGUGUAACAAUAACAUUUAUUAAUCUUGAUAUAUCCAAUGAACGAUGUACAAAUAAUAAUCUUUGUCAAAAUGUUCAAAAAGUUUUCAUACAAAUUUAUGAAUUGACAAAAAUGAUGGGCGGCGUAUUAACAAAAGCAUUGUUGUUCGAUAAAGGUUGGUCAUUUUUAUGUGUUUUUGGUUUGCCAGGUUAUAAACAAGGCGAUGAUACAGCAAAUGCACUAAAAUGUGCUCAAAUGAUACAUUCAACCAUGCACAAACAAUGUAAAUUUAUUGAUAAAUGUUCGAUCGGCGUGGCAACAGGUCUUACAUAUUGUGGUGUUGUCGGCCAUGUAGCACGCUGUGAAUAUACUGUUAUUGGCCGGAAAGUAAAUAUGGCUGCACGUUUAAUGUGUAAUUAUCCAAAUAUAAUAUCUUGUGAUCAAGAAACAUACUAUAAUUCACAUUUGAAUAGUCGAUGUUUUCAAAUACUACCCGAUAAAAUAUUAAAAGGAAUGAAUAAUGUUGGGAUUAUUUGGCAAUAUGGCGAUUAUCUAGAUAAUGCACAAAUAAAAAAUAGCCAAACGAUACAACAAAAUAAAAGUUUAGAUGAUGAUAUAAGAAAUGAAAAUUAUCCAUUAUUAGGACGUAGAAUUGAAUUAAUGAUUGUAGCAACCCAAAUUAUGUCUUUAGAAGAACCGUUAAAUAGACGACGAGAUCUUGCAGCUAUUAUUUUUGAAGGUGAUGAUAAAAUCGGUCGAAGUCGUUUAUUACAAUUUAUUACUGAUUCGUUUGAAAAUUCGAAUAAUUCGAAUAAUAGUAUGCCUGUAUCUUGUUAUGAAAAUAAUUAUAUUUCUCAUGAUUCAACAAUUCCUAACGUUAUACCAGUAACAACAAACGACAAUCAAACCAAUCGUUCAUCGGCAUCGUAUCCUUGUGCUAAUGACUAUUCAACGACAAAGAAAUUAAUCAUACGCGUCAUUAAAUAUAGUUGUCAAUUAGAACAACGUUUCAAUGAAUUUUGUUUACUUCGUUCGUUACUUCGACAAUUAUUACAAUUUCAUAAUGACGAUAAAACACAACACGAACGAGAACAAUAUCUAUUGAAAUUAUUCGAUCUAAAUAAAUCGAAUGAUCUAUAUUUAAGACGAAAUUUAUUUUUAUUAAACGAUUUACUUGAUGUUCGAUUUCGUCGAAGUCCCAUUGAAACAGAAAAUAACAAUGAAAAAAAUUUUGUUCGAACUUAUGAAACAAAUAUUAAUGAAUUAUUAUUACAUAUCUUAAAUCAACUUAUCGAACCAUCAGCGAAUACCAACGACACCUAUACAAAUACAGUCAAUGGGCUACAUUCAUCGUAUUCACAGCUAAGACUUUCGACAGGUUCAGUGUCAACUGCCGUUACUUAUCAUAUUCCAACAGCAUCAAAAAUUUUAUUUAUUAUUGAUGAUAUUCAUUUUGCUGAUGAAAGCUCAUUAAAACAUUUGCUUACGUUAGGUAGUCAUAGUAAAUGUUUAUUAAUUCUUUCAAUGAAACCUCCACAUAACAAUCAUAAUAGUCGAUCAACGUCAAAUACAUUACAAUCAAUUAGUACAGAUUCACGUGUUUAUCUCCGAAGAUUACCUGGACUCGAACUACGUUAUCUUGCUACACUCGCAUGUCAGAUAUUGUCUGUACAUAAAGUUCCAACGAAAAUUGUCAAAGUAUUAAAUGAAAGUUGCAAUGGUAUUCCCGGGUUUUGUGAGCAAAUUCUAUUCGAUCUGUUAAGUAAAGAUAAAAUCUAUAUUACAAAUAAUACUGAUGCCGAAGAUGAAGAAUCAAAUUUAAUCGAAGGUGAUGCCGAUAAACUUAUUGUUAAUUCUUCCAUGCAAAAUAGUUUAUCUAAAAGUUUAUUUUCUCGUCGAAAACAAAUUGUAACUGACGAGCAAUAUCAACUUGAGCCAAUUUUUUCACGUGUUUGUCUUUUGCGCGAUCCGACAGCGAACGAUUUUAUUGCUCAUUGUCAACAAAAUUUUCAAAAUUACAUCAUGUGUCGCAUAGAUCGCCUGUCCGAAGGCGAAAGUUUACUUGUUAAAAUAGCUGCUGUUAUUGGUAAUACAUUUUCUCGGACAUUUCUCUGGCAAUUAGUUGAUCCACAAUCUAAAAAACUAAUUAAUAUUAACGAAUGUAUAUUAGAUAUGAUGCAACGAUCCGUUAUUGAAUGUGCCUAUCAACAGCAACAGAGCCGCAAGACACACACAAUAAAAUGUUUUUGUCUACAAAAUCCAGCUGGUUUUCCAUCGCAGUGUCGUCUCAUGGCUUUUACACAUGUAUCAAUACGGGACGGAAUAUAUAAUUCGCUAACCGAUAGUUUAAAACGUACGAUUAUACGAAAUGCUAUUGAUUAUUUAGAAAAACAAUGUCGAAUUAUUUGUCUAACAUGUGGAUCACGAAAUGAUAUACCAUUUUUUGUACAGAAACAAGAUGGUCUUACGAGAACGAUUAAAACCAGCAAUCAGCAUGCAUUUGUUGAUAUUGUCAAAAUGGUAGCAUUAAGAGAAAUCGAUCAUGCAAUUAAGCAAUCAAUUAAAUUGCGUUCAUUGAAUGCGCCAGGAAAGCCAAGAUCGAAUACAUCGGUCAAUAUGGAAGCAGGAUCGAGCACGACACUAGCUGGAUAUCUGAAUAUUAAUGAUAAUAAAAGUUCUAACAAAACUCAGGAAAAACGUCGUAAUAGUUAUGAUGUAAGUGGAUUUGGCUUUCAACAUGGGAGACGUUCUCAAUCUCCAUUUUUGAUGCUGGCUGAAGAUGAUAUUGAAACUAAAAUGAACCAUUCAAUACAUCAUACGUUAGAGGAUUCAAAUUCAACUUUAGUUAGUUUUUAUCCAUUUAAAAACAAUCAAUCUGAAUCUAUCCCAACAUCGAUGGAAAUCGACAUUCAACGAUCAUCAUCAUUGACAUCGGCACCUUCGAGCCAUAUUUUUACUAUUUUUAAAUUAUCGAAACAACGUCGAAUGCAUACAUCGUUAUCGAAAGUUUCCCUAUUGAAAACAAUGAACGGUUCGAUAAUGACAAAUAAAUCGAAUGAAAAUGAAGCAAUCGUACAACAAACACACAAAAUGAAAAGCAAGAAAAUUCAUCGCUUUAGAUCAUUCUUUCGAUGCAUUUUCUGUCAAGUUACACCAGCACAAUCAAAGUCAUCCGUAGCAGCUAUCGAUUUUAAAAGGCAAUCAGCCAAGAGUCUGAAUGACGCUCCGAUACCGGAUAUUCAGAAACCUGCAACAUUAAAUAGUCUCUCGCAGAAAAAUGAAAGUUCACAACAACAUGCAUCUCAUUGGCGAAAAGUCCGUCAAGCAUUAAUACCUUCCCCGAAUCGCGUACUCCAAGGUUGCCCAACUGAUAAAGAACUACUUGAAAAGCCAAUGUUUUCAUCCGAAUCCAUGGCACACGUUCUGCAAGAUCUUGCUUGUUUAAAUCAACAGAUUUAUCGUAUACAAACGUUUCAAAAUCUUUACGAUCAAUCACUUCUAUUUCAUGUAUUUCAAUCCUAUGUUCAAUAUAAAAAUCUAAUCGAAUAUGUUUAUGAAACAAAACACAAAGAACAAGACGAGCCUAAUUUAAAUAAAUACGCCAAUGAAUUCACAAAUUAUAAUGAUUUACGUAUAUGUCAAUGUGCGGAUUAUGUUUUAACGAUUUAUGCUAAAUUAGUUGAAUAUCAUACAAAUCUCUACAAUAUGUAUGAAAAAUUAGUCGAUGAUAAACGCGACUAUUUACGACGUAAACAAUUCGAUCAAAUUAAUUAUUAUCGUAUAGAAAUUUGCCAAUUAUUAUUAAGUUUAAAUUCAUUACAACGUUUAUUAGUUGAAAUUGAAAAUGGACGAAAAUUUUUUGAUCAAUUUCAGAAUGAAAUUAUUAAUAAAGAUGAUUAUUUUUAUCAAUAUCAAUAUAUUCUUACUAAAUACACAUAUAAUCUUCUUGAAGCUAGCGUUUUACAACGUACAAGAUCAAUAUUUGAUGCAAAAUUAUUAUGUGACCAAAGUCUAAAAGAACUAAAGAAUAUUGAUCAAGACCAACUAUGGGAAAAUUUAAAAUCCAAUACAGAUCUGUUGGAUUGUUCAUCAGCAAAAGAAAGACGAGCCCAAUAUGAACACACAAAAGAUUUCUGUACAAAUACAAGUUCUAAUUCGCAAACAUCACAAUCUGAUCAAUUGUAUAUUUUUGUUGAAAAAUAUCGCCUGGAAUAUUUAAUAUGUCAGUAUCACCUUCUUCAAUAUCAACUUUCUCGUGAUCAAUCGAUUGAAUCAGUGAAUGCUCUAAUUGAUUUAGAAUAUUAUACAUAUCCAAUAUCAUUUUCACUUCCAUGCACCGUCAUACUUAUUGAAUAUUUUUAUUGUCAAAUGGAUUUUAAUCAAUGUCUAACACUCAUUGACAGAAUGAUUACGUUUUGGUGGUUACAAACAACGCCACGUGAAAAACUUGAAUUAGGCAAAUUAAAAAGUUUAUCAUUAAUUAUUGAAUUAAAACAGGGUUCAUUUGAAUCAGCUAUACUAUCAGGUUAUUUCGCUAAACGUCUACUAACGGGUUAUCAUGAAAAUAUAUUUCUUAUUGAAACAUGUAUACAUUUAACAUUAGCUCUUAUUGGUGAAAUGCGUAUAUCAAAUAUUGAAUUGAUUCUACAACAUUUAGAAUAUUUAAGUGAACAAACAAUGAAUUGUUAUGCAAAACUAUGGUAUUAUAUAUUAGUUAUUGAUGUUGCUAUUGAACUUGGCUACGAACUGAUGCCCAUAACAAUUGAUUUUCUUGAAAAUAUAACAAAAUAUCGUAAAAAACUUCUUACUGGGCCUAAUCAACGGAGUCUAUUAAUUGUUUAUAGUGAUUGUGUACUUGCACAAAUUUAUAUAAGAUUAGGUUUAUUAAAUAUGUCAAAAAUACAUUUUCAACAAGCCCUACAUCAAAUAAAAUAUGAUCAAAUGCAUCUAUCAAAUAUUGAUUUUUGUUUUAAACGUGCUCUAUUGAAACUAAUUGAAACACAAUUAUUGUAUUGGUAUCAUACAAAAGAAGAUGAAGAAACGAUAGCGAAAGAUUAUUUUCUAUUACACGCAAUUGAACAUCAUGUCAAUGAUAAAUUAAUUCCAUGGAAUAGAUCAAGAUAUUUUAUUUAUCAAGCGUAUUACGAUAGACUUAUUAAUGAUUAUAAACGAACCAAAGGCUAUUCGAUUGAUAAUGAUUUCGAUUGGAAAUUAAGUUUAGAAAAAGCUGAAAUCAAUGCCGUUAAACUUGAUCUCGAAUGGAUCAAACAACUACGACAAGCAUGGUUACGUUCGAUGUCUCAGCAAUUAUCCUUUCAAAUCAAUCAAUCAUUAUCUAUUGGACAACCACGUACAUCAACAUUGAUGAACAAUAAUAAAUCAACAAAUCGACCAUUCAUUCGACCACCAGUACCUCAUAUAAAAAUAUCCUCAAGAACUGAUAAACAUCCCGAUGAACAAUCAACGAUAACUGUACAUAAUUAUUCUCAUCAGAAAUUUGUUGAUUGGCGUUUAUUUUUAACUCAUAAUAUUUUACCGAAAUUCCAGUUUUAUAUUCUUCCGGUGAGAGUGUGA